Stylonychia lemnae is the source of this 1458-nucleotide messenger RNA. NCBI's taxonomy places the organism in Eukaryota, Ciliophora, Spirotrichea, Sporadotrichida, Oxytrichidae. The record is from the annotation of a GenBank genome assembly.
AUGCCAACUCUCGACUAAGGUCUUACGACAGCUUGGACUAUUAGCAGCACAACCUUCAUGCUCCUAAUGACUAUAGGAUUUACAUUGAUAGAAUCGGCUUAAGUUAGAAAAAAGAAUAGGACUUUUGUUGCCACAAAAAACAUGCUAAUAUUUAUCGUGACUUUGAUAUGCUUUUUCAUUCUAGGCUAUGCCUUUGCUUUUGGUGACUCUAGCGUUGGUAUAAUUGGUGCUUAGGGUGAAUAUGUGGGAGUUUUUACCCCUAAUGGACUCUAUCAUGAAAGAUAAUUUCCAUUCUAUUUCGCUACAUCAUUGAUUGUCGCAAUUCUAGUCACUGGAAGCAUGAGUGAAAGAGCAAAACUUUAACCUCUUAUUGGUUAUAUUGUCUUAUUACAGACAAUAAUAUAUCCAGUGAUAAUGAGCUGGGCGUGGAAUCUCCAAGGAGGAUUCUUAAGAAACUUGGGCUACUUUGAUAGAGGUGGCUCAGUUAUUAUAUUCUAGACAGGUGCUCUUGCUGGUUUGAUAGGAACUGUAGUUAUAGGGCCUAGAUAUGGCAAAUUCAUGAAAAAGGUGGAUAUGGAAAGAAUGAAGGGAGGUGGCAAAGAACCCUCCAAAAAGCCACUCGGUACUUUGCUUGAACAUGCACUUGAAGACACAGUUGAUGUUGAUGAUUUAUUCUUGAGGAAAAUUAGAAAGCUAAUCAAAUUAGAGGAAGAGGAUUACAACUUCUAUUCUAUAAAUAAUAGCAUGAUGAUUUUGGGCACAUUUAUUACCGUUAUUGGUUGGGCUAUGCUUAAUGCAUGUGGAUAUGGGACUCAUUCCUUAAAUUCAGUUAGCGGAAGAUAUGCAGCAGAGCUGGCAUUUUUAAAUACAUUUAUUGGUGGAAGCUUUUGCUCCUUCUUCUGUUUCAUCUUCAAGAGGCAUUUCGUUAGAGGAGAUCAUUAGAAAACUCAGAGAUAUGAUAUCAAGUCACUGUGCAAUGGAUUUUUAAGUGGAGUUGCAGCUGUGAGUGCAGGCUGUGGAGUUAUGAAGCCAUGGAGUGCCCUAGUAACUGGAAGUAUCUAAGCAUUCUUAUAUAUGCUAUUCUGCUUAAUAUUCAAAAAGAUCAAGAUAGAUGACCCAAUGGAAAACUUUUAAAUAUAUGGAUCAGCAGCUAUAUGGGCAGUGCUUGCCAGUGUAUUUUUUAUUCCAAAUAGAGGUAUACUGUGGGGAGGAGUAGAUUCUGGCUCGCUGCUUGGAAUUCAGCUACUUGGUUGGGCCGCUGUAUCUGUUUGGACUCUAAUCGUCACUUGGAUUUACUUCUUCUCAUUCAAAAAAUGUCAUGCUUUAAAACUUAAGAGAGCAGAAGAAGUAAUUGGUCACGAUACAUUAAAUAUGGCGAAAUCUAAGGGCAUUGAUAUCAGUUAACUAUUAGAGGCAAUCCAAAAAAUGUAUCCAGAACAAAAGCAUAAAGGCUGCUGA